AUGUUCGUUAUCAGUCCAAUGAGCAACAUUGGCUCUCUGGAGAAGCGAGAUAUCUUCUUGCAACACAUUUCGGACAUUGCAGACACGACCAUCGCGACAGAGCUGGACGUCCUUGCAUAUGCGUGGUUCUGCAGUGCUGACGACAACACGGCCGUCCCGCGCCAGUGGGUCCGUGGCUUCGAGGUCUACAAGACACUGGAAAGCAGCACCGUUCAGCACAGGAGCAGUGACGCGUACAAGCGCUUCCGCGCUGCUGUUGGCAGCGAGUCCUUACUCGACAGGCCGAGCGACCUGCGGUACAUGAGACCAUUGGAUAUCGGCUUCCUCACGCGCCCCGGGGUUGCAACUAUCUAUCAGGGUCAGAAACACUACGAAACUGCCGUCCAGAGCUUCUGGGCACUAGAAUUUGUCGAGGAAGCAAAUGACCCGACUGUACUGCUCUUUCAACGGUAUGAAUCAAAGGAAGAGUACGAGAGCGCACUAAAGGAAUCAGCGGUGUUACAGCAAUAUAGGUAA
Messenger RNA from Microdochium trichocladiopsis, 516 nucleotides. RefSeq lists its product as uncharacterized. Bases 1 to 516 code for a protein of 171 amino acids. Lineage: Eukaryota; Fungi; Ascomycota; Sordariomycetes; Xylariales; Microdochiaceae. The transcript is spliced from 4 exons. The record is from RefSeq and is a predicted model, not a curated record.